AUGAAUUCUGAUCAAUUCGAUCAACACAUUCCUGAACCAUCUUCACCAUCAACACAAACAUCAACUUCAUCAGCAUCCUCACCAUUGUCGUCCGUUGAUCUUCGUGUUUCUUCAUCUGCAUCGUCAUCUAGUGAAAAUUAUACUCGUGAAAAGAUUCAGCGCCAUUUGAAGUUUGAUAAAGCUCAUUAUGUCAUUCUCGACAAUUCAAAUAGUAAAAACUCAGCUAUAUGUUGGCGUUCAUUUGGUUUUCCAGCUGUACUUGAUACCAAUGGUGCCCCUCAAAAGAUUCCAAACUUUGUUUCAUGCAAGAAAUGUUUCACUACUUAUUCGUAUGUCUCGAACAGCACCACUUUUCUCAACAAACAUAGUUGCUUAUCUUCUGAUCAAAAAACCAAAUCCACUUUGCCAUCAUCUCGUGACACAUCUUCUCAAAGUUUAAUUACCAAUUAUAGUCAACCGAAAAUUGUUCGUUUACCCGAUUCUUAUUCGAAAGAUAUGAAAGAUCUAGUUGUUCGAUGGAUAUGCAAGGACAUGCGCCCUUUUGCUAUUGUUGAUGAUGAUGGUUUUCGGAGUAUUGCACAACGUUGUGUAUCUAUCGGUAAUAAAUGUUUUGUUUGA
Adineta ricciae is the source of this 618-nucleotide messenger RNA. The record is from the annotation of a GenBank genome assembly. Lineage: Eukaryota; Metazoa; Rotifera; Eurotatoria; Adinetida; Adinetidae.